Salmo salar (Atlantic salmon) is the source of this 2620-nucleotide messenger RNA. The record is from RefSeq and is a predicted model, not a curated record. NCBI's taxonomy places the organism in Eukaryota, Metazoa, Chordata, Actinopteri, Salmoniformes, Salmonidae.
AAGAUAUAUAGAUGCAGAUACAACACAGCUAGCUGACCACCAAAUUCAUAUCUCAUUGUGUAGAGCAGAAUUCAACAACAACUGAACUGCUGAAUUGAGGAUCCUAGACCUAGGGAGUAACACGAUCUCUCGGAUUACAGAGAACAGUUUAUUUGGCCUGCAAAGCUUAGAGACUUUAACACUGUUCAAUAAUCCCAUCAUGCAAAUUGCAGCAUUUGCAUUCAUCCACCUCACUUCGCUGACAAACGUAGAUUUAGGGUACAUUCACCAUCCAUCCAGCCAGUGGGAGAUACAUGUGAGUGUGAAUCUGACGCACAUAUUCGGUUGAGUCUUCCCUCAAGCGCUGACUCACAUGAUUAUAAGCUCCUGUUGUCCUCUCAACAUCACCGUCGGCAGCAACAGCACCCCAAAACCAGGCUUCACCCUGCAGCUCUUCACUCCAUUGAAUGUGAUCUUCCAGGACUGCUGGAGACCAUUCUUCCAGUCUGUUGUCAACCUCAGGGCUGUAACAGGACAUCUUCUGUGUGGAUCUCACUUCGUCGCAAAGUACUUCCUCUCUCUGCAGGAGUUUGAGUUUGAGUUGGUUCUCUCACCAGAGUUUGUGAGAGAACCAACUGUGGACAUGACUAACCUGAACAGGCUUGUGCAGCUGAGGCAUCUGAAGCUGACAGGAGUGGACCUCAUCGUGCAGCCAGUGUUGGGCAUCAUGUUCCACAACCUAACCAGGCUGGAGAGCCUGAGCUUGAUCGAAUGUAGCAUCCUCACUCUGGAGGAGGAUCUGAGCAGAGACCUGCACUCCCUCAUUUUGAUUCAAGUCCAAUCCCGAGAGGAGUUUAGCAUGUUAGAGGGCUUUCCAGAGCCACUGACCAGCCUGAGGUAUAUGGAGUUCUUCAGUCCUCGCCUGCAUUGCAGCUGUGACAACGCCUGGCUGGACAACUGGGUCAGGAGACAGAGACAAGCCCAGGUAAUUGUUUAGCUAAAUGGGGAGUUGGAGUUGACAUGCAAAAAUGAAGGUGGCAUCCAGAACUUCCCCAGGUACUCUGUGGCACACCGCUCCCUGGACAUGGGCUUUGUCCUGUUCCUCUGCACCUCACUGGGCCUGCUCCUCUUCAUGCUGAUGGUGCUGCUCCAUCAGCUGGCCGGGGACUACCUAAUGGCCUUCUGCCACAUCGCCCGUGGCUGGCUGGAGGAGGCACGUAAGCCACUCAGGGUCAGGUCAGGCAGAGGUCAGUAAUCCAGAGUAGUGGGGCAAAGGUACAGGAAGGUAGACAGGCUCAGGGUCAGGUCAGGCAGAGGUCAGUAACCCAGAGUAGUGGGACAAAGGGACAGGACGGUAGACAGGCUCAGGGUCAGGUCAGGCAGAGGUCAGUAACCCAGAGUAGUGGGACAAAGGUACAGGACUGUAGACAGGCUCAGGGUCAGGCAGAGGUCGGAAAUCCAGAGUAGUGGGGCAAAGGUACAGGACGACAGGCAGGCUCAGGGUCAGGUCAGGCAGAGGUCAGUAAUCCAGAGUAGUGGGGCAAAGGUACAGGAAGGUAGACAGGCUCAGGGUCAGGUCAGGCAGAGGUCAGUAAUCCAGAGUAGUGGGGCAAAGGUACAGGAAGGUAGGCAGGCUCAGGGUCGGGCAGGCAGAGGUCGGUAACCCAGAGUAGUGGGGCAAAGGUACAAGACAGUGGGCAGGCUCAGGGUCAGGGUAGGCAGAAAGGUCAAAACAGUGAAAACUAGGAAACAGGCACUAUAGACAGGACAGGAGCAAGGGGGGAAACACUGGUUGGUCUGAAUGAACAAAACGAACUGGCAACAGACAAACAGAGAACACAGGUAUAACUACACAGUGGAUAAUGGGGAAGAUGGGCGACCCCUGGAGGGAGGUGGAGACAAUCACAAAGACAGGUGAAAAAUAUCAGGGGUGUAACAGUAUGUUAUCUAUGUCGUCGUUCAGCCAGAAUGUUCCGUUGGUAGGAUAGUCUCAACUGUAAAUCGUCAAGUUUGUUUUCCAGUCAUAGCACGUUGGCCAACAGAACCGAUGGUAAUGGCAAUUUACUGACUUGCCUACGAAUCCUAACAACGCACCCCGACCGUCUCCCUUGGGCCUGGUCUCCGGAGAGCAGUAUAUCCUUCGCGUCGGACUUAUUAAAGAAAAAAUCUUAGUCCAGUUUGAGGUGAGUAAUCGCUGUUCUGAUGUCCAGAAGAUCUUCUCGGUCAUAAGAGACGGUAGCAGCAACAUUAUGUACAAAAUAAGUUACAAACAAUGUGAGAAAACACACAAAAUAGCACAGUUGUUUAGGAGCCCGUAAAACAGCAGCCAUCCCCUACAGCGCCAUUGUCUUAUCCUCCUGGAGGUGUUUCAACAACUUGAUUGGAGUCCACCUGUGGUAAAUUCAAUUGAUUGGACAUGAUCGUGAAAGGCAGACACCUGUCUAUAUAUUUUUUUUAUUGAAUCUUUAUUUAACUAGGCAAGUCAGGUAAGAACAAAUUCUUAUUUACAGUGAUGGCCUAACCUGGGCAAACCCAAAUCCAGACUUCGCUGGGCCAAUUGUGCGCCGCCCAAUGGGACUCCCAAUCACAGCCGGUUGUGUUACAGCCUGGAAUCAAACCAGGGUCUGUAGUGACGCCUCUA